Hibiscus syriacus is the source of this 906-nucleotide messenger RNA. Its product is annotated as reticulon-like protein B16. NCBI's taxonomy places the organism in Eukaryota, Viridiplantae, Streptophyta, Magnoliopsida, Malvales, Malvaceae. The record is from RefSeq and is a predicted model, not a curated record. The transcript has 5 exons. The coding region runs from base 134 to 832 and encodes 232 amino acids.
AAUUCCGUGACAGAUCGGGGACACAGCAAUUUAGUUUCAAAGAAGGAAAACUCGGUGCAAGAUUCGAUUUUGUGAAUUUUCUUCGUUCUGGGUAAAAGUUAAAGGCUGAAGAAAAGGACGUUGAUCGCAAUUGAUGGAGAAUUCAAGUAGCAGUGAUGGGGAAGAGACAAUAAAUCAGACAAUACCUUCCUCUCCUUCAACAUCAUCUUCCGAUGGUUACCGUUUGUUUGGUCGUCAAGGUUCUCUUCACCAGUCUCUGGGUGGUGGUAAAGCGGCUGAUAUACUCUUGUGGAAGCAGUGGAGUGUUUCCCUUGGUGUCAUCGUUGUUGCUACUGUCGUUUGGCUCAUCUUUGAACGGUCUGGAUUACCAAUCUUAUCAAUAUGUUCAGAUGUUUUGCUGAUAUUAAUUAUAGUGUUGUUUGUCCGUUCCAACUAUGCUUCUUACAGAGAUAGACAUUCACAAACAUUACCAGAACUUGAAUUGUCAGAAGAAAUGGUUAACAAUGCUGCAGUGUCGUUUCGUGUUAAAAUCAAUAAUGUGCUUCUUAUGGCUCAUGAAAUAACUCUUGGCAAAGAUUUUCGGGUUUUCUUCAAGGUGGUGACUUGCCUGUGGCUCUUGUCCGCCAUUGGUAGCUAUUGCUCUUUCUUCACACUUGCCUAUAUUGGAACCAUCCUAUCGGUUACGUUUCCCGUCUUCUAUAGUAAAUAUGAAGAACAUAUGAACAGAUACUGUAGAAUGAUCCACCGAAAGUUUUCCCAGCAGUAUAAGAUAGUAGAUGAUAGUGUGACAAACAGAAUCCCCCGCAGUUUAUCAAAAGAUAAAGACAUCUAAUUCUCACAGUUUACAUAGAUGUUAUGAGUAGUCGUGACUCGUGCUGUAAUCUUGGACUUUCACUGCUGAUGCAA